This is a messenger RNA of Pistacia vera, 1347 nucleotides long. RefSeq names its product NAC transcription factor 25-like. The record is from RefSeq and is a predicted model, not a curated record. Gene Ontology annotation, biological process: regulation of DNA-templated transcription. The coding region runs from base 1 to 1347 and encodes 448 amino acids. NCBI's taxonomy places the organism in Eukaryota, Viridiplantae, Streptophyta, Magnoliopsida, Sapindales, Anacardiaceae. The transcript is spliced from 3 exons. Gene Ontology annotation, molecular function: DNA binding.
AUGGCAUUCCCAUCUGGGUAUGGGUUCAACCCAACUGACGAAGCACUGGCGGUCGACUACCUGAAGAACAAAAUCUUGAAGAAUGCUUUGCCUUGCAACAUCAUUCAAGAAAUUAAUCUUUAUGAUUAUCAUCCUCAACAACUUUACAAUUCGCACAAGAAGGAAGGGGGUAAGUUCAUGUACUUCUUCACUCCAAGGGAUCGGAAGUACCCACAUGGAAACCGGCCGAAACGACAGGCCGUCGACGGAUUUUGGAAGGCUACUGGGGUUGAUCAUCCGGUCACAGUAAACAAUAUCAAAGUAGCAAGCAAGAGGUCCCUGAUCUAUUAUAAUGGCAGCAAUAAAAAUGCAACAAAGACUAACUGGAUCAUGUAUGAAUAUGUAAUGGAUCAACAUAGCACUCCAGCUGCAAGUAAACCGACUUACAGCCAAAAAAGUCAGGCAGCCGCUUCGAGAUCAAAUGCCACUCCUGAUGACAGCAACAUGAAGUUGGACGAUUGGGUUUUGUGCAAGGUCUACUUGAAGAAUCACAAAUCAAAGAACAAGAAUCAAGCAGCUAGUAGCAGUGGUGCUAGCUCUAUUAGCUCGGAGCCUCAAAUGCAAGGAAAUGAUGGGGGCAAUUUGCAGCAUAAUCUUGAUUCCGCAAUCUCAAUGGCCUCAAUGAUGCAAAGAACUCAUCAGAAUGUUGGUAAUAAUCACAACGUUGCGCCAUUUAUACAACGGAAUGACGGGGGCAAUCUGCAACAUAAUCAUGAUUCCACAUGUUCAAUGGCUUCAAUGCAAAGAGCUAAUCACAAUGCUGGUGGUUAUCAAAACUUUGCAUCAUUCCUGCAAGGAACUGAUCAUCAUCAUCAAUAUAAUUUGCAGAGUUAUGGUGGUCCUAUCAACGUCUUGCCUCCAUUGCAGAUAAGACAUCAUAAUUUUAGUUCAACUAGAACUGCACAGCCAAUGGAAGCAACUAAUUAUCAUAACGUUAGCUCUACAAACUUUGUUCCCUGGAUACAAACUCAAUACAAUGGGCAACAGUAUGUUGGUUCCAUAGGCAUUUCGCCUUCGAUUCAACCAAACGAGUGCAAUGCCGCAAAUUACGUUGGUUCAAACUGCGUGGCGUCUGCAGUGCAAGGAGCUAAUGGAUGUGAUGCCACAGAUAGUGUUGAUUCUACCAAUUUUGUGCCGGAUAAUGUUUUUGGUACGCCUAGCUUUACGCCGCCAAUGCUAAGAAUGGAUCAAUGCAAUGUGGGAGACAAUAAUAGUUCCAUCAACUCUGAGCCUUUUGUUACUGAUUUUGAUGUUGAUCCUAAUCUUUAUCUCCAGCUACAAGAUCUUAAUCUUUAUCUUCCUAAUUAA